GUUCUUUCAUACACCAAAAACACACUAAACGAAACACCUCCGUUCUACACCGCCCUCUCUCAUUUUUAUUUCUCAUAUUACAUUUGAGCCCGCAUUACUGAUCCAUCAUGGCCACUCCUGAACAGAUUGCGAACUGCAUCCGCUGCCUCGCCGCUGAUAUCGUGCAGGGCGCCAAGAGCGGGCACCCCGGCACGCCGAUGGGCAUGGCGCCCGUGUCGACGGUGCUGUGGACGGAGAUAAUGAAGUACAACUGCGCCGACCCGAGUUGGGCGGACCGCGAUCGCUUUGUGCUGUCCAACGGUCACGCCUGUGCGCUGCAGUACUCCCUGCUGCACCUGGCCGGCUACGACCUGACCAUCGACGACCUGAAGCAAUUCCGCCAGGAGGGCGCCCGCACCCCCGGCCACCCGGAGCGCUUCGUGACGGCCGGCGUGGAGGUGACGACCGGCCCGCUCGGACAGGGUGUGUGCAACGCCGUGGGUCUCGCCAUGGCCGAGGCACACCUCGCCGCCACCUUCAACAAGCCCGGCCACGAGAUCGUCAACCAUUACACGUACGCAUUCUGCGGCGAUGGUUGCCUGAUGGAGGGCGUGUGCCAGGAGGCGUUGUCGCUUGCUGGCCACCUUGCUCUGGAGAAGCUGAUCGUUGUGUACGACAGCAACCACAUCUGCAUCGACGGCAGCACCGACUUGUCCUUCACGGAGCAGAACCGCAAGAAGUACGAGGCGGUUGGGUUCCACGUCAUUGAGGUGCCCAACGCGGACACGGACUUCGAUGCCCUGCGCAAGGCGUUUGCGGAGGCGAAGGCGACGCACGGCAAGCCGAAGAUGAUCAUUCAGACCUCGACGAUCGGCUACGGCUCCUCGAAGCAGGGCACGGAGAAGGUGCACGGCGCCCCCCUCGGCGAUGAGGAGAUCGCGAAGCUGAAGACGAAGUUCGGCCGCGACCCCAGCAAGAAGUACUUCGUGGAGGAGGAGGUGUACGCGGCGUUCCGCAAGCACGUGGAGAAGUGCGUGUUGGAGCAGAAGGCGUGGGAGGAGCGCGUGGAGAAGUACAAGGCCGCGUACCCGGCCGAAGGAGCCGCGUUCGUGGCGCAGCUGAAGGGCGAGCUGCCGGCGGGCUGGGAGGCGAAGCUGCCGCUGAACGACAAGUCGAUCGCGACGCGCAAGGCGAGCGAGAACUGCCUCGCCGCACUGUUCCCGGCGGUCCCCGCGCUGGUUGGCGGCUCAGCGGACCUGACGCCGAGCAACCUCACGCGUCCCGCCUCGGCAAAUCUGACGGACUUCGAGCCCGGCAACUACGCCGGCCGCUACCUCCGCUUCGGCGUCCGCGAGCACAGCAUGGCGGCCAUCGUGAACGGCCUCGACGCGCACGGUGGCGUCAUUCCUUUUGGGGCAACCUUCCUGAACUUCAUCGGCUACGCCCUCGGUGCCAUCCGCCUCGCCGCGCUGUCGCACCACCGCUCCAUCUUCGUGGCGACGCACGACAGCAUCGGCCUCGGCGAGGACGGGCCGACGCAUCAGCCGGUCGAGCUCGUCGCGGCGCUGCGCGCGAUGCCGAACCUGCUGCUGCUGCGUCCUGGUGACCAGACGGAGACGAGCGGCGCGUGGGCCGUUGCGGUGGCCAAUGCACGCCGCCCGUCCGUGGUGUGCCUGAGCCGCCAGAACACGGUGCCGCAGCCCGGGUCGAGCAUUGAGGGGGUGAAGAAGGGCGCGUACAAGCUGAACGACGUGGAGAACCCGCAGCUGGUGAUCGUGGCGAGCGGGUCGGAGGUUUCGCUCGCCGUGGACGCCGCGAAGGCGCUGGCCGGCGAGGCGCGUGUGAGCGCUGUGUCGAUGCCCUGCCAGGAGCUGUUCGACGAGCAGUCGGAGGCGUACCAGCGCUCGGUGUUCCCCGAGGGCGUGCCGGUGGUGUCCGUGGAGCCGUACGUGAGCUUCGGUUGGGAGAAGUACUCGCACGUGCACAUCGGCAUGCCCGGCUUCGGCGCCUCUGCUCCUGCGGAGGCCUUGUACAAGAGAUUCGGUAUCACCCUGGAGCAUGUCACGGACGCCGGCCGCAAGCUGAUGGCCCGCUUCCCGAACGGCAACGCGCCGCUGAAGAACUCUGCGAUCAGCAAGAUGUAA
Messenger RNA from Leptomonas pyrrhocoris, 2123 nucleotides. Its product is annotated as transketolase. The coding region runs from base 108 to 2123 and encodes 671 amino acids. Lineage: Eukaryota; Euglenozoa; Kinetoplastea; Trypanosomatida; Trypanosomatidae. The transcript has a single exon. Gene Ontology annotation, cellular component: cytosol. The record is from RefSeq and is a predicted model, not a curated record. Gene Ontology annotation, biological process: pentose-phosphate shunt. Gene Ontology annotation, molecular function: transketolase activity.